This is a messenger RNA of Neltuma alba, 1664 nucleotides long. Its product is annotated as probable plastid-lipid-associated protein 12, chloroplastic. The record is from RefSeq and is a predicted model, not a curated record. Lineage: Eukaryota; Viridiplantae; Streptophyta; Magnoliopsida; Fabales; Fabaceae.
UUUAUCACACUAUUCUUAUGGGCAUUUGUUACCGUGCGAUUCGUGCCUGCAAUUGACGAUCAAAAUAAAGAAUUACUCGUUCCCGCCAAUUGUUAGCGGGAUGCCACGUGUCUCAUUCCAUCGCCAAGCUCAAAACUGUGAGCCACAUAAUAUCAAACAGAACCAAAGCUCCCUCACUCACUCGUUGCCCCUCCUCUUCUCCGAUGGCUGUCAAAGUCGCAGGCUUUCAUAUUUCCCCAAAUUCUGCAUUUUCACUCCCUCCAUCUUCCGUUCCUCUCCCUUCUCCCAACCAUCUUAUUAUCAAAUCCUCUCUUAUUCCCAGAGACAGGUUCGUUGUUCGCUCUUCUCAAGUUCAACAGCAAGAAGAACAGAUCCCCUUCACAGAACCUGAAAGCUCACUCAUUGAUGCCCUUAUUGGUAUUCAAGGACGAGGGCGUUCUGCUUCUCCUCAGCAGCUCGAUGCCGUCCAGCGGGCAGUGCAGGUCCUCGAAGGUUCAGACGGUGUGCCCGAUCCGACAAACUCCGGUUUAAUUGAAGGCCGAUGGCAACUAAUGUUCACCACGAGACCAGGAACAGCAUCUCCAAUUCAGAGAACAUUUGUUGUUGACUUUUUUAGCGUAUUUCAAGAGGUUUAUCUUCGAACAAGUGAUCCACGGGUAUCCAAUAUUGUAAAAUUCUCUGAUGCCAUAGGUGAGCUUAAAGUGGAGGCUGCCGCUUCAAUUGAAAAUGGGAAAAGAAUCCUCUUUAAGUUUGAUAGAGCAGCCUUUUCUUUUAAAUUUCUUCCAUUUAAGGUACCAUAUCCAGUCCCAUUUAAGCUACUUGGAGAUGAAGCAAAGGGUUGGUUAGAUACCACCUACUUGUCCCAUUCAGGAAAUCUCCGUAUCUCAAGAGGAAAUAAGGGAACUACAUUUGUGUUGCAGAAGAACACUGAACCUAGGCAGAGGUUAUUAUCAGCCAUUUCCUCUGGGCUAGGCGUUCAAGAGGCAAUAGAUGAGCUUAUUUCUUUUAGUCAAACUACUCGUAAUGAGGAAACAGAAUUGCAAGAAGGAGAGUGGUUGAUGAUAUGGAGUUCACAGAAUGAGACAGAUAGCUGGUUAGAGAAUGCUGCCAAUGGUCUUAUGGGCAAGCAGAUUAUCAGGAAUAAUGGACGGAUCAAGUUUGUCGUCAACAUCUUGCCUGGAUUCAAGUUCUCUAUGAACGGAAAUUAUAACAAGUCUGGCUCCAAAAUGUAUGAAGUUACAAUGGACGAUGCAGCUAUAAUUGGUGGUCCAUUUGGAUAUCCCGUAGGAUUGGAGACUAGGUUCGUCCUGGAGCUUCUAUAUAACGAUGAGAAGAUCAGAAUUAGCCGAGGGUUCAAGAAAUUCCUUUUCGUGCACAUACGCGUAGAUGGAUCAACUGGCAAUUGAAUUAAGAAAAGAGCUAACUGAACGUAAUGAUCAUUUUUUAAAUAUUUCCCAUAGUAUAUAACAAAACAUGCAUUUGAUCCUUGGAGAAACCAUUUUGAGGCUGAUUGUCAAUUUGUCAGUUAAAGAUCUGAGACCACUUGUGUAUUUAUGAGGACUGCAGAUCGUUACAGGUCAAAUACAUGACAUGGAAUGUUCAAUUCUGGAGUUUUAAUGCUACAACCCGUUUGGGGUUUACAAAAGAUUGGAUUUCUUUUCUAA